Molecule: messenger RNA, 1290 nt
Organism: Rubroshorea leprosula
Lineage: Eukaryota; Viridiplantae; Streptophyta; Magnoliopsida; Malvales; Dipterocarpaceae
Source: the annotation of a GenBank genome assembly
CUAAUUUUAUCCGAACAUAGGCAGGUCUUUAGGAAAGAGAAAUUUCAGACAAGGCAUUUUCUGGGCCUUCACCACCGACUUAGCUGCUUUCCAAUUUUUUUUGUUUUUUUAACCAACGAUUCUACAACUGAAUCUGAAACAGAUGGAUUUUUAGUUGAAGCAUAAAAGAUUAAGAUUUGGUGCCCAUGGCUAUUCGAAGGGUUUUGACAAGGAUGAGAGAGAAAAGGCAGGAAGAGAGGAGAAAGCGAAGGAGAGGAAGACGAAGGGGGAAAGUGAAUGUUAGUCCUACCUCCUAAAAAAAUAUAUUGGAAUCCCAACCAAAACGACGUCGUUUCUCUCGAAAACCCUGCCCCCGCUAUCCCCUUCUGCAAUCAUCUCCAUCUCGUGGGAAAAGGUAAAGUCUCUCAAGGAUCGAGCCUCGCCGGAAACCACCAUGACUUCAGUUUGAAGACAAGGGACUUUAAUCGGACCGCAAAGAUAGAAAUUUGUGAGGGUAAGUUAGCAGAUCUCUUUGAAAGAUUAUGCAAAUUACCCUCUUUUCUUACUGUUGGUUCCCUUUUCUUGUGUUAACUAUUUGAUCUGGAUUCUGGAUCAUAGUCGGCACCAGUGAAUCAUGUUUGCAGGCGUAGUGUCUAGAGAAUUUGGGAUUAAAUUUCUUUGAAAUGUGGUUAAUUUGUUACGGAUGGGUAUUUGGAUUAUGGGGUUUUGUAGGAUUUUGAUAGGAUUCAUGGAAGGGCAGCUCCCAAAUACUAAGCAAUGGGUAGUGUUUUACUCUGUUUACAUAAAUUCGAAGAAAACUGUAGCUGAAGGGAGGCGGAUUAACUUGAGCAAAGCAUGUGAGAAUCCUACUUGUGUUGAGAUUGGUGAUUGCUGUAACCAUCUCAAACUCCCACUAUUAUUGAGGUUUGUUUAUGCAUUUGUUUUGCACGUUUCUUUGAUCUUGUCGUCCUUCGAUUCCGGAGAUGAUGAAUUGCAGCGGUAGAGUGGGGUGAAAAUAGUGAGUGCUGAGAAUUAAGUUGGCGGUAUGGGAUUGUGUUUGAAAAAUUGAAGGAAUCGGAGGAGUCGAGGAAGAGAUGGAGAUGAUUGCAAAAGGGGAAGUGGGACAGUAGGGGUUGGGGUUUUGAGAGAAACGACGAACAGCAGGGGUUGGGUUUUCUCUCAAAAACCCAUAGAAAAGCAGGAAAAAUGAUUCAGAAAAGCAAUUAUUGACCCAUAGAAAACAGAAAAUGCCAGCAUGUGACUGUGUGGUGGAGAGAUCAGUAUGAUCAUAGAUAAAAAGUUUUUUAUUUU